AUGCACGUAUCACUAACCUUAUAUCGGACCCCCACAUACCCCCCAGAGCUGCAAAUCCUCCCCGCCAAUCCCCUGGGCCGGUCGUGGGGGCCGCAGAUCUCCGCCGCGCCGCCCCCCGGAUCCCUCUCCACACACACCACCUCGCUGGUGGCUGCGUGGGAUCGCACUCAGCGCGUACCAACUGGACUGGGGGGCUGUGGUGUGCUCGGAGUGGGCAUCUGGCUCUCUGUGACGCAGGGAAGCUUCGCCACGCUCUCCUCGUCGCUGCCUUCGAUGUCGGCCGCCAACCUCCUCAUCGCCGUGGGAUCCAUCACCAUGGUGGUCGGCUGUCUGGGCUGUGUGGGCGCGGUCAAAGAGAGCCGGCCCCUCCUGCUGGCGCUGGUUCAACAGCAGCAGAGACUGGACCGACACUGGACCGACACUGGACCGUCACUGGACCAUCACUGGACCGUCACUGGACCGUCACUGGACCGUCACUGGACCGUCACUGGACCGUCACUGCGGCUGUCGGCUCGCUUUCUUCCGGAUCAAUACCACGUCUGA
Knipowitschia caucasica is the source of this 543-nucleotide messenger RNA. The record is from the annotation of a GenBank genome assembly. Lineage: Eukaryota; Metazoa; Chordata; Actinopteri; Gobiiformes; Gobiidae.